Molecule: messenger RNA, 459 nt
Organism: Thlaspi arvense
Lineage: Eukaryota; Viridiplantae; Streptophyta; Magnoliopsida; Brassicales; Brassicaceae
Source: the annotation of a GenBank genome assembly
AUGGCGUCUCUCUCCAUGGCUUCCGUUAACCUUAGGUUCUCUCCUCUACGCUCUUCUCCAAGUGUUUCCCUUCGCGUCUCCGUACAAUUCGCUCGAUUGAACAAGGCGUGUGACUCGUCGAGCCUUAGCUCAACUCACUCCAUUUCCGGGCUUCGCGCUGUUUUCCCCCAGAAGAUUUCCUCAGUUGUUGUUUCUACGAAUUCUCAGAGGCUUCAGUCUCUUACCGUUUUCGCUCAUAAGGGCUACAAGAUGAAGACCCACAAGGCUUCAGCGAAGCGGUUCAGGGUCACAGGUAAAGGGAAGAUAGUGAGGAGACGAUCAGGAAAGCAGCACUUGUUAGCUAAGAAGAACAACAAGAGGAAACUGCGUCUUUCCAAAAUGCACGAAGUGAGCCGGAGCGACUAUGACAAUGUGAUCGGCGCUCUUCCUUAUCUGAAAGUCAACCGAAAGGCGACUUAA